AUGACGCCUCGUUUUCUCCUCAUGCUGGUGUUCGUCGGGUUUCAUUGUCAAUGUCGGAGCUACACGCUGAGGAGCUCCGUCUCCUGGGCGGUCUCCUCCAGCGACGUGGGGGAGAGAGACCUGUCCGAGGAGGAGGAGGUCUCCCCGGCGCUCCUGGUGGACGGCGGCGGCUUAUGGAAGCAGCCCUACCAGGCAAAGGUGCUGGGAGAGGCCGUAGAAAAGCCUGAAGGGUCGGUGAAACCAGAGAGAGAAAACGCUGCUCCGCUUUCAUCCAGGCUGUUUUCUUAUCGGAUGGAGGAGGUGGCGAGGUCCUCCAACAGCAGACCUCCUCCCCCGCACCAGGAGACCGCCAGAACCGCCCGCUACAUUUCCCAUUACAGCGACUGGGGCCAUCUUGCCACCAUCUCAACUCAAGACAAGAUCAAGGGUCUCCCCUUUGGUAACAUCUUCUCAGUCAGUGAUGGGCCAUUGGAUAACAGCACUGGAGUCAUUUAUUUUUACGUUACUCCGAUGGAUAACACUGUGUCUGACCUGAAAAGCAACCCGUAUGCUUCUCUCACGUUCUCAGAGGCUGAGGGAGACUUCUGCAGGCAGAUGAUAUAUGAUCCUGAGGAUCCAAGAUGUGCCCGACUCACAUUAACAGGCAAGAUGGUGACGGUGGGCCCAGAGGAGCUGGAGUUUGCAAAGGCAGCCAUGUUCACAAGGCAUCCGGUGAUGCAAAAAUGGCCAGUGGAACAUAAGUGGUUCUUCUUGAAGCUAGAGUUGAUCCAGGUCUGGCUGCAGGAUUGGGUUGGAGGAGUGUCACUCAUUCCAUUGGAGGACUACUUCAAAGCCACACCUUUCUAAAAGUCUCCAUCUUGGUGCUAGCCUUGUGAGCCAGAUCAGUCUCACAAAUCAACCAUGUUGAUUUGUGAGAUUUGAUCUGGUUUCCCUCUCAUUGAAAGCUCUAAUCCCAGUAUUGGAGGCUGAUCGAAGGAGACCCUAUGCAGCAUUGUUGUAAAUAACAAUAACGCAAAGACAAAUUCAUAAAUCUCAUAAUGUAGAGUGACUUUCAUGGCAACAGCCAACACACUUUUGCAUGGUGCAGUGUGCCUGUGUCAUGUGACACAUCAUGUGAUAUGGCUUCCACAACUAACUCUACCAUUCACCUCUUCCAAGAUAGUUCUUUACAAAGCUGCUUUGUCACAGGUCACCCUCUAUAGUCAUUGGAUUAGUCUCCAAAGCUUUGAUUGGACCAUCUAUUUGUUGGGUGGGCUCGCCUUUUUGAAACUGUUCCCUAUGAGAUGAUGGCCAUACUCAGUCAUACCCAGUCAAUUUGGGUGUCAUGGACUCCCAAAUUGGGUCUGGUUGAUGAGAUUAUACCAGUGCAUCAUUCCAGACUGUAAAUACAGGUCAGUCCAGCAGGCAAAGCAUCGGGAGUGUGAUUCUUAAAACCGUCCCUGUGUAAAGAAUAUUGUGAAAUCUCUCAAAAAAUCUGUUGGUUUAAGUGGUAUUUAUGAAUGGCCUUUGCAGCCUACAAACUUUUUACUUUGUCUUGGAAAUCAUCAAGCUUUUUAAGUCAUCUUUGGUUAAUAUAUUAAUGGGUGGUGUUAUGGCAUUACCCAUAAUCCUGUGAUGCAUUCACAAUGAACGUGCAUUAGUUUAUGUUUUGAAAUGAGGAAUGUGUGUACACAAAUGAGCAUAAGAAUUGUUGAAUGACAUUGUAAUGCUUGUGGGUUUCCUGGGUUUGCAUUUUUGAAAUGCCUCUUGUAGGAACUGGUUUGGUUCAGUCCAGUCGAUAUUUAAACUUGCAUUGUUACUACUACUACUACUGCUCCUGCUUUCAGCUGCUCCUGUUAGGGGUCGCCACAGCGGAUCAUCCGUUUCCAUCUCUUCCUGUCCUCUGCAUCUUCCUCUGUCAUGCCAGCCACCUGCAUGUCCUCCCUCACCACAUUCAUAAACCUCCUCAUUGGCCUUCCUCUUUUCUUCCUGCCUGGCAGCUCCAUAUUCAGCGUCCUUCUCCCAAUAUACCCAGCAUCUCUCCUCCACACGUGUCCAAAACAUCUCAAUCUUACCUCUCUUGCUUUGUCUCCAAACCAUCCAACCUGAGCUGUCCCUCUUAUAUACUCGUUCCUAAUCCUGUCCUUCUUCGUCACUCCCAGUGAAAAUCUUAGCAUCUUCAACUCUGCCACCUCCAGCUCCACCUCCUGUCUUUUCGUCAGUGCCACUGUCUCCAAAUCAUACAACAUAGCUGGUCUCACUACCAUCUUGUAAACCUUCACUUUACCUCUUGCUGGUACCCUUCUGUCACAAAUCACUCCUGACACUCUUCUCUACCCAUUCCACCCUGCCUGUACGCUCUUCUUCACCUCUCUUGUGCACUCCCCGUUAUUUUGAACAGUUGACCCCAAGUAUAUAAACUCAUCCAUCUUCAUUGCCUCUACUCCUUGUAUCCUCACCAUUCUGCUGUCCUCCCUCUCAUUCACGCAUAUGUAUUCCAUCUUGCUCCUAGUGACUUUCAUUCCUGUUCUCUCCAGUGCAUACCUCCACCUCUCCAGGCUCUCCUCAACCUGCUCCCUACUCUCACUACAGAGCACAAUGUCAUCCGCAAACAUCAUCGUCAACGGAGAUUCCUGCCUGAUCUUGUCCGUCAACCUGUCCAUCACCAUUGCAAACAAGAAAGGGCUCAGAGCCGAUCCUUGAUGUAAUCCCACCUCCACCUUGAACCCAUAUGUCAUUCCAACCGCACACCUCACCAUUGUCACACUUCCCUCAUACAUAUCCUGCACCACUCCUACAUAGUACUUCUCUGCAACUCCCGACUAUCUCAUACAAUACCACACCUCCUCUCUUGGCACCAUGUCAUAUGCUUUCUCUAAAUCCACAAAGACGCAAUGUAACUCCUUCUGACAUUCUCUAAACUUCUCAAUCAACAUUCUCAAAGCAAACAUCGCAUCUGUGGUGCUCUUUCGUGGCAUGAAACUACUAUACUGCUGCUCGCCAGUCAUCACCUCUCCACUUAAUCUAGCUUCCAUUACUCUUUCCCAUAUCUUCAUGCUGUGGCUGAUCAACUUUAUACCUCUGUAGUUGCUACAGUUCUGCACAUGGCCCUUAUUCUUGAAAAUUCGGUACCAGUAUAUUUCUUCUCCACUCCUCAGCCAUCCUCUCCCUUUCCAAGAUUGUGUUAAACAAUCUAGUUAAAAACCCCACUGCCAUCUCUCCCAAACACCUCCGUGCCUCCACAGGUAUGUCAUCUGGACCAACUGCCUUUCCAAUCUUCAUCGUCAUCAUAGCUGCCCUCACUUCCUCCUUGCUAAUCCACCACACUUCCUGAUUCACUACCCCCGCAUCAUCCAACCAUUUCUCUUACUCUCAUUUUCUUCAUUAAUCAGCCCCUCAAAGUACUCCUUCUACCUUCUCAACACACUCUCCUCGCUUGUCAGCACAUUUCCAUCUCUAUCCUUCAUUGCCCUAGCCUGCUGCACAUAAUUCCCAGCUUGGUCCCUCUAUCUAGCCAAUUGGUACAAGUCCUUUUGUCCUUCCUUAUUGUCCAACCUCUCAUACAACUCCCCAUAUGCCUUUUCCUUUGCCUUCGCCACCUCUCUCCAUUUUACGGCACAUCUCCUUGUACUCCUGUCUACUUUCUUCAUCUCUCUGGCUGUCCCACUUCUUCUUUGCCAACCUCGUCCUGUGUAUACUUUGCUGUACUUCCUCAUUCCACCACCAAAUCUCCUUGUCUUCCUUCUUCUUUCCAGAUGACCACCAAGUACCUUCCUAGCUGUCUCCCUCACUAUUUUUGCAGUAGUUGCUCAGCCAUCCGGCAACUCUUCACUACCACCUAGUGCCUGUCUUAACUGCGCCCUGAACGCCACACUUCUUCCUUCGUCAACUUCAACCAUUUGAUCCUUGGCUCUGCCUUCACUCUCUUCCUUUUCUUGAUCUCCAAAGUCAUCCUACAGACCACCAUCUGAUGCUGCCUAUCACCACCUUGCAGUCUCCAAUCCCUUUCAGAUCACGCCUUCAAUCCCUUUCAGAUCACUCCUCGUGCAUAAGAUAUAGUUCACCUGUGUGCACUUUCCUUCACUCUUAUACAUCACCUUGUGUUCUUCCCUCUUCUUGAAAUAUGUAUUCACCACAGCCAUUUCCAUCCUUUUUGCAAAAUCCACCACCGUCUGUCCCUCCACAUCCCUCUACUUGGUACCAUACCUGUCCAUCAUCUCCUCAUCACCUCUGUUCCCUUCAACAUGCCCAUUGAAGUCUGCUCCAAUUACCACUCUCCUCCUUGGGUACCCUCUCCACCACUUCAUCCAACACACUCCAGAAUUCUUUCUCUUCCAUCUCACACCCAAAUUGUGGGGCACAUGCACUGAUAACAUUCAUCAUCACACCUUUGAUUUCCAGCUUCAUGCUCAUCAGUCUGUCGACACUCUCUUCACACCUCCAGCAUACUCUUGGCAUACUCUUCCUUCAGAAUUACCCCUACCCCAUUUCUCCUCCCAUCCGCGCCAUGGUAGAAGAGUUUGAACCCACCUCCGAUGUCCCUGGCUUUACUUCCCUUCCACCUGGUCUCUUGCACACACAGUAUAUCUACCUUCCUUCUCUCCAUUACAUCAGCCAGCCCUCUUCCUUUACCAGUCAUAGUGUCAACAUUCGAAGUUCCGACUGUCACCUCCACACUCCUACCCUUCCUCCUCUCCCACUGCCUCUGGACAUGCCUUCCCCCUUGUCUUCUCCUUGCUAAGGAGUAAUUUUUGCUGAAUUUUUGCUGUUUAGAGAUUGCAGUACUUCGGCUUUGCAGAACAAUUUUUGUUGCAUUAAUUAUUUUAAUCAAGGUAUUUCUGGAAGUGAAUCACUGAUUAUUUUUUCAAAGUAAGUCACACACGUUUGAAUUGUGGAAGGACCUGAUUGCUGUAAUGACCUUUGAGAAAAAUUUUACGAAAGGAGCGAAGUUGUGUGAUGUUAACGCUCCAAACUUAAUGUAAUCUUUUACUUUGUGGUGGAAGCAAAACACUGUUUGUUUUGCAAAUGGUCAAAAUGUUCCAGAGUAGAUGAGGAGAUAUUUUUUCAAGUGUAAUUGUAAAAAGAAUUUGUGAGAUUAAGAGAUUAUAGCCACAAUGAUCAAAAAAUGCUUUAUGUUUGCAGUGCAGUUUUUCUCUUUGCCUUUUUCUUUCAAGGCCAAGUUUUUCAGUCCAGUACCUGGAACUAAAUAAUUUCAUAGAUGUGGUUUUCGCUGAAAGGAAUGCUUUUGUGUGCAACACGGUGCGGUUAAGGCAUUUCCAAAGCUCUUUGAAACUGUGAAUGCUGUAAGGACAAAAUCUCAUUCGCUAGAUGCUUUGAAAUUACACCAUGAAUUUAUUUUACUGUUUGCAUACAGUCGCUCAAAUAAAAAAAGAAGUCUUUGAUCAUG
Molecule: messenger RNA, 5386 nt
Organism: Lampris incognitus (smalleye Pacific opah)
Lineage: Eukaryota; Metazoa; Chordata; Actinopteri; Lampriformes; Lampridae
Product: protein CREG2-like
Exons: 4
Coding region: 1-846 (281 amino acids)
Source: RefSeq, a predicted model, not a curated record